AUGUAUCAGCACAAACACUCGCAAUCGCAUACAUAUUUAGGUCCUGCAACCUUUGCGCCGCCAUUCUACAAUCGACCUCCUACACCUCUUCCACCCAGUCCGUCGUUGACGAGUCUCCUACGUCCGACUUUCAGCACACAUGCCUCAAGACAUACAACACCCGACCCGAGUACCGCAACAACCCUCACAACCUCCUUCCGCACCGCAAAGCCCAUUCCACGUGCCUCGCCAAAGGUCCCCACGUACGAAUACUACGGCUUUACAUUGUAUCUAACCUCCUCUCUCGGCUUUGCAAUCUACCUACUCUGGAGUUACUUGCCUUCGCCGUUUUUGCACCAGCUAGGUAUCUACUAUUACCCAAACAGAUGGUGGAGUUUGGCGAUUCCGGCUUGGUUGGUUAUGCUUGUUGUGUGGAUUUACGUCGCGUUGGCUUCAUACAAUACUGGCUACUUGACACUCAAAAUGCAUGCCGUGGAGUGUUUGGUUGACGAUGCUGCGAACAUUGCUGUGGUAGACAGCAAGGGAAACAUUAUUCGGAAAGAUGAUGAGGGCAGGUGGAAGUCUCAUCGCAGAGACAACAGUGCUGGAAGAAAUAUGCCUCCAAAAGAUCUACAGUGGGACACACUAUGGAACGAAGGAACGGAUGCUGUUAUGGAUGUGCCUAUCGGAGGCGUCUGUGAGAUUCUCUAUGGCACACCUGACGAUGAAGACGACGAUACGAUAUUAUGA
Messenger RNA from Aureobasidium melanogenum CBS 110374, 729 nucleotides. Its product is annotated as PIG-P-domain-containing protein. NCBI's taxonomy places the organism in Eukaryota, Fungi, Ascomycota, Dothideomycetes, Dothideales, Saccotheciaceae. The transcript has 2 exons. Bases 1 to 729 code for a protein of 242 amino acids. The record is from RefSeq and is a predicted model, not a curated record.